AUGGAAGUCGACUCUCGUGAAGGAUUGACCGGCGAGGCUGCUGAGGCGGACCUUCCUGCAUUAGUGUCCAGCAUGAAACACCGUGAUUUGGUUGCUGUUGUCCAGAGUUACAUCCGAAGCUGUGGAGAGAGCGAUAGGGUUAAGGUGGCUGAGCUUGCUGGUAUACCUGUUCACGUCCCUGAAGACCUGGCCUCUGAUACAGUGAUGCACGCGAGUGCAGAGGAGGAGAGGGAGGCAGAGCUAGACCAAUACGCCGGUGCAUGCCCAUCUCACUACAAAGGCGUGGAGGCAUCUGAAGAGUCCGAGCCCGAGGUUGGUACCAAUUCUGCUGUUGAUUCUGACCAGGCUUCAAUGAUAGCUCGGGCCAAGUGGGUACCAAUAAGGCUCACUUACGACGAGAGGAAGCUACUACGGUUGGUAGAGAGUGCGAUGCAGGUCGCCGAUUACACUGAUAAAGUAGACGUGCAGUUCCCUCCUAAUGCGAGCCUAGCCCGACAAAUGGCAAUACGGGCGCGUCAAAUGUGUGCUAUUCUCAACGGCUUGGUAGUGGCUGAGGACUACAGCAAGGGGGCGGCCUUGGUGAAGAGCCGUGACUACGCUGCUUAUGGGAAUUUCUAUCGGAAGGCUUUUGAGAUUAGCAGACGAUACAAACUGUUGAAUCCAGAGAGGAUGCGGUCCACCUAUGGAAAACUCAUCUACUUCCUCAUGGACACUGUUCGGCCGGACACUGUCGGGCUAUUCGAGCACAUAGGAGUGAUAGAGCCAGUGAAGACCGUUUUCUCGACACUUCAGACUAGUCCACGAGCACUGAAGAUGCUCAGUGACCCUCUGCUGGAGGUGGCUACUAGGGAGAUUUACAGUGAGGGACGUUCCAGAGGGGAGGUCCAACGUGAUAUCAAAGCUAAAGAGCAUGCUAUAAGAAAGCUAUCACGGAAGUAUUGUGCUAAAGGGACACGGACGAAGAGGAAUAAGGGACACUUUGGUGGUUACUUCUCGUACAUGUUCUCUAGUCGUAAUGAUGACGAUUCGAGUGAUACAGAGGAUAAGACUAUGGACGAUGAGGAGUCUAGCGGUGUCCAGCUCACUCAAGAGGAUAUCGAGCAAUGCAUCUAUGCUCUUGGGGACCACAGCACUUACUUACGCUUCAAUCGACUACCUUGUGAUAGGAUGAUACAGUACAUGCAGCACUACUUCUCACCUGAUAGGGUUGAUCAGGACGUAACGGGGAAAUAUAAUAUAUCCCUCGCUAUUGAGGAGGGCAUGGGAGGGUCUAGAUUGACUCAUUCACACGGCCGACAGUACAACUUCGUGUUACAAAGUCUUACUCUCUGGAGAGAGGUGAUCAGCGAUAUGUACAGACUAUGGCAUCUCGCCGAGGAGGAUCUGUUGGACCCUGCUAACCCCUACACCCUCCAACAGACUGGUCAGGGCCUUCAUAGAGUUCAGAAGAGCCCAAAGGUGAUGAAAGCAAUGCGGCAAAUAGUAGGUAGAGUUCAGCGCCAACUGGGUGAUCGCUGGAUAGGAAGUACUAUUGUCCACCUUGGUGACCAUAACGUUCCCAAUGCUCUUAUGUUCAUCGACAAAUACGUUCAGGUGCCGCGUAUUUUGGGGCCUUUGGUACUGUGCUUGGACAAGAUAGCGGAGAUGAGGGAUGCCCCGGGUAUGUCGAACUUGGUCAACAACUUUGGCGGGGUCGAGAAUCUGCACCGAAUCAUCCUAUCUGACUUCUUCCGACACGCCUUUGACGGCUCUGGUGGUGACAAUUUCUUCGAUGCUGGCAGUUGUAUCGAUGGUAGACUCACGAGUGCAUGGAACUGGUGUUCUCAGAUUGAAGAUAAACCGUACUUUCCUGUAUUCUUACUCACCGGGUUCACGGGCUUUGAUGGUAAAGAGGGAUGGCUUGUUACUUCUACCUCUCUCCUGCCCCACCCAAUGGCUACUACUGAGCAGGAGCAUAGGCUGCUGUGUAUAUCGCCUGUAGAUGGCAGGUAUGCUAACAAAUGCACUGAUCUCAACCAUAUUUUCUCUGAGUUCGGCCUCAUCCGUCAGCGCGUGCGUGUUGAGGUAGAGUGGCUCAAGCUGAUGAGUGAUCGAUCGGAGUUCUCAGAGGUACCGAGCCUGUCUACAGAGCAAAGAGAGAAGCUCUCAAGCAUUGCCUCUGACCUUACUGUAGCUGAUGGGCUCAGAGUUAAGGAGAUUGAACGUACUACCAACCACGAUGUGAAGGCGGUGGAGUAUCUCAUCAAAGAGAAGCUUCAUUCCACCGGCGAUCCGACUCUUGCCAAGCUCACUGAGUUCACCCACUUCGCCUGUACCAGUGAGGACAUCAAUAAUCUAUCUUAUGCUUUGAUGUUUACUGAGGCCCGUGAGAAGGUGCUCCGAUCGAGGUUUACUGCCCUUAUCGAUAAGCUCGCGGAUCUAUCGCAAGAGUACGCCGACACUCCUCUGUUGGCUCUGACUCAUGGUCAGCCGGCUACCCCAACGACGUUUGGGAAGGAGUGUGUGGUUUUCGUUCACCGUCUGAAGCGGCAGUUGAGGAAUCUCGAUAGGGUCGAGGUGAUGGGGAAGUUCAACGGUGCUACUGGUAACUACAACGCACAUAUCAUAGCCUAUCCGGACGUGGACUGGCUGGAGAUAUCGAAGACACUAGUGGAGGAGAGACUGGGCCUAAACUGGCAGCCUGUAUCUUCACAGAUCGAGAGCCACGACUAUGUGUCUGAGAUGUGUGAUACUGUGGCUAGGAUGAACACCAUCAUUAUCGACUUAUGUCGCGAUUUCUGGAUGUAUAUCAUGCGUGGAGUGCUAGGCCUGCGUACUAUCGCAGGCGAGGUAGGUUCCUCUACCAUGCCUCACAAGGUGAACCCCAUUGACUUCGAAAAUGCCGAGGGUAACUGUGGAGUAGCCAUCUCGAUGUUGCAUCAUUUCUCUACCAAGCUGCCUAUCUCUCGUAUGCAGAGGGAUCUGACUGACAGUACCGUGCAGCGGGCUGUUGGUUCCGCUUUCGCCCACACCAUCAUCGCCAUUGACUCCACUAUCAAGGGCCUAAGCAAGGUUAUGGUGUCCGCACCCGUCGCCAAUCGUGAACUUGAGGAGCACUGGGCGGUGACUGGAGAAGCUGUGCAAACGGUGAUGAGAAGAUACGGGCUCGAAAGGCCUUACGAGCGUCUGAAGGAGUUCACUCGUGGCCGUGAAAUUGAUGCCACUUCUAUGAAGGAGUUUACUGAGAAUAUCGCUCGUGAGAUUGGAGAAGACAGGCCUGGUGUGAAGGGUCUUGAGAACCUCACUCCCCAAACGUACAUCGGUUUGGCCCCAGUCAUAGCUCGUAAAUAUGGUACACCAGUGGCAGAGCAGAAAUAG
Perkinsus marinus ATCC 50983 is the source of this 3357-nucleotide messenger RNA. RefSeq names its product adenylosuccinate lyase, putative. The record is from RefSeq and is a predicted model, not a curated record. Gene Ontology annotation, biological process: IMP biosynthetic process. The coding region runs from base 1 to 3357 and encodes 1118 amino acids. The transcript has 32 exons. Gene Ontology annotation, molecular function: N6-(1,2-dicarboxyethyl)AMP AMP-lyase (fumarate-forming) activity. NCBI's taxonomy places the organism in Eukaryota, Perkinsozoa, Perkinsida, Perkinsidae.